AUUGAAAAAAUAUGAUUAUCUCUGUUUAUGAUUAUCUACUGUAGGCCUGAUACAUUAUAUUUAAAUAACAUACAGUAUAUGCAAAACAUUUUACUAUUCUUUUUAAAUAGAAUAAACGUAAGAUAAAUAAAUUAAUACAUGUAGAGAAAUAAGCAUCAUUGUUCAUUUUAAACCAUUCUUUUGUAUUAAAUUAAAUUUUCAAAACUGAGCUACAAUUUGACACCAAUCUACUGUAUUUUUGUUACAAACUGUGUAACGGGGUAGAAGUUUAUAAGAAGGGGAAAAUAUUGACAAACCCAAGCAUUGGUAAACCUAGACCUUUUUAAUAUUUGACCCAACCAUGGCUUAAAACAACUCAGCAUUUUAGGGUAAAAUCUUAGUGGUCCACUAAACAUUUUUGAUCAUGACCUGAAAACAAUCAUUAGGUGACAAAUGAAAAGAUUUGGGCUUUAAUGAAACAGACUAGUGCUGAAAUAUGACAGACAUGUUAAUCCAUCUGAUUUCAUCAGUAGCUAGUUGACAGUUUGAAAUAGCAGGGUAGUCGACCGAUGAAUUGGUAGACGUAUAGAUUGCUUUAACGUUAUGGUAUAGGCUAAGGCAAAGCAUUUUGCUCUCUAAGGAUUAGCUAGUUAAAAUCUGUGCUGUUGGAGGGGGCGGAUUAUCAAAGCCAUAAUACGAGUUAUCCCCGCCUUAACGGAGAGCUUUUCCAUAGAAGGAGACUUGUGCCUGUGGUUACAACCCAUCUUUUAAACAGACUAAUCCAGCACUCGGCGCCUCUUGUAACAGCAGUAGCAUAUAAACGUACUUUGCAAGAGGUUGUAGCGAAGAAUUUAGCUAUUGUAGAAAUUAAAUGAGUCAAAAGAAACGAGACAGACGAUCAUUGAUCCUGGUUAACUUAUUCAUUCCAAGUAACCAAACGGUGAGAUUGAAUCUAUUCAUCUACGUAUAACUUUAAAAAAAAAAUCACAUUUUGCAGUGUUGGACCCACGAUCAUUCUCUUUAAGUUCUUCGACAGUUCAAUUGUGUAUUUUGCAACGAAUGUGAUUUAAUUCGUCAUAUUAUUAAUUUAUCAUCGCCGAAUAACGUACAAUUUCAUUUCGAUUUCUUCUUCAUGCAACCUCCAACAGAAAGGUGGAUAAGAAACAUCUCCAUACACGGUGAUAUAGGUGGAUCUCGUGAUUAGAGAGUUUUUAAUUGGUCUACGCAAAUGAAGGGCAUGGAGAUGUUACGCCGCUCCUCAGUGUUUGCGGCUGAAAUCAUGGAGGUGUUUGAUCGCUCUUCCACAGAUAAGGAGCUCGUAUCUCAGUCGAAAGUGUUGUGUAGGGAUUACAUUCACUCCAGACUCCACCGGGCUGGAAUCGGGUGGUCUAAACCGGAGCAAGGAUCAUCGGGAGGAACACUGGCUGAAGUAUCUUCAGUCCUGCUGUGGCUGGGUGAUGAACUGGAAUACUUGCGUCCCAAUGUAUACCGCAACGUAGCACGGCAGCUCAACAUUACAGUUUCCUCUGAGAGUAUAGUAUCUGAUGCAUUUUUGGCUGUCGCUGCAGAAAUUUUUUCCACAGGGGUAACAUGGGGGAAGAUUGUGUCCCUGUAUGCAGUGGCUGGAGCUCUAGCUGUUGACUGUGUUCGACAUGGCCAUCCAGCCAUGGUGCACCUUAUUGUUGACUGCAUGGGCGAGUUUGUUCACAAAAGCCUUGUGUCCUGGUUAAAAAGAAGAGGAGGCUGGGCAGACAUCACAAAGUGCGUAAUCAACACAGACCCCAGUUUUUGUUCUCAUUGGUUAGUGGCAGCUGCCUGUGCUUGUUGUCACUACAUAAAGGCUGUGCUCUUUUACCUGCUGAGGGAGAAGUAAAUGGCAGAAUGAAUUGAAACUGUCAGAAGGCGUUUCUUCUCCAUGCUUCAGACUUUUAUUGCUCCUGAUGUGUUUACACUUGCACAAAGUUUGCACUUUUCCUUUUAAUGGACAUUCCUGUGAACCAAGAUGGACCGUAAUAAGGAAUGGUUCUUCCACAAAUGAAAACUCACAAUUUACCAACACAUACUCUUUCAAACCUAUAUGAAAAGGCAAAAGAAGAUAUUUAGCAAAGUGUUGAGAUUAUAUAUAAAACUUAAGUUAUAUAUUUAUGUAUUUGGCAGACGCUUUAAUCCAAAGCGACUUACAGUGCAUUAAAUAAAUAAAUAAAUUCAUUUUUGGGUGAUCUCUUUAAGGCUUUGCUAUAGGUUUAACAUGGCUUUUUGCACUCUUAACACAUUCUUUUUUAGCAUAACAGGACACAGCUUAGUGGAAGAUAUUGUUAUCUUUGUAUUUGAAGUGUAAUACAAUGUUUAUGUACUUAAUACAUACUUGGAUCAAUGUUGCAUUACCAGAAUGGCUCUUUCAAUGAAAUUACUUUUUUUUUUUAAAUUUGCAUUUCAUUUUAGAAGUCUGAAAAUGCAGAUUGUCAAAAAACGGUUUAGCAAAUCUGAUAUGCAAAUUCAGUCUUACAGCUUCAACAAGUUUGCAUGGAGUGGAUAUCAAAUGAUAUCAAAUGAAAUUUUUAUUAAGGAAAAAUUGCUGCAGAAAGAAGAUUUUGAUAAGCUAAUAUCAAUUAAACUCUGCUUGGACUAAGGAAAGAACAGUGGCUAUUUAAAUUUCUGUAACAUUUCAGUUAAUGUUGUAUUUUAAGUUUGGGCCUGUCAACCUGAGCAUUUAAGAGUCAAAUUAUAUCUGAAAUAUAAUGUAUUAUGUUAUGACUUGUUCUUUGUUGUAUUUCUGGUGUUGUUGGUGUUGCCCUGAAGAACCAUUGAAAUACGGUGGAAAAUUGCUUAAUAUAACUUGUCAUAACA
Misgurnus anguillicaudatus (oriental weatherfish) is the source of this 2826-nucleotide messenger RNA. The record is from RefSeq and is a predicted model, not a curated record. Lineage: Eukaryota; Metazoa; Chordata; Actinopteri; Cypriniformes; Cobitidae.